Molecule: messenger RNA, 2010 nt
Organism: Strongyloides ratti
Lineage: Eukaryota; Metazoa; Nematoda; Chromadorea; Rhabditida; Strongyloididae
Product: Serrate RNA effector molecule homolog
Exons: 3
Coding region: 1-2010 (669 amino acids)
Biological process (GO): primary miRNA processing; mRNA processing
Cellular component (GO): nuclear body
Source: RefSeq, a predicted model, not a curated record
AUGUGUGCUAAAAAAAGAUCACAAACUGACAUGAAUGAUAAUGAAGAAUUUGGUUUUAACAAUGGAGGGAUGGAUAAUAACCGUGGGGGUUAUGGUGGGAAUUUUCAUGAUCGUAGAUCUUUUAAUAGUUAUGGGAAGCGUCCUGGUCCAAGAAAUGAUUUUGGUUUCUCCAAAAGAAGUCGUAUUGACAAUGGUGAUGGAAAUAAUGAUACUGGGAAUGGCGAGAAUGCCGCACAUAUUAUGAUGACAUAUAAACAAUUUGUCAAUACAAUUGGAGAUGAAGGCAGUGAAGAAGAGCUCCAACAAAAAUAUAGUGAGUAUAAAGACAAAUUUAAGGCUGAUUCACUUAAUAGAUUUUUUCAAGAACAUAAAGAUGAAGAAUGGUUUAGGCAGAAGUAUCAUCCAGAAGAAAGCAAAGAAUUCAAAGAAAAGAAAAAAGAAUUAGUCCAGCACCGUUUUGAAGUGUAUCAACAAUAUAUUGUAGAUCGUGGACUUCUUGAUGGUGUUACAUUGGAUGUUCAGAAUUCUGAUCAAAUCGAUAAAGUUUUUGAAGCUAUGGUUGCUAAAUUAGAAGGAUUAUCCGAUGAAGAUAUAGAUAAGUAUUUGAAUGGUGAAACUGAAGAGGAAGGAGAUGAAAAUAAAGAGAUAAUGGAUGAAAAAGAGGACGAUCAAGAAGAAAAGGUGGAGGAAAAAGCUUCGAAAAAGAGAAAGUCACUAGUUAAAUACGCAGGAAUUUUCCUUCGUAGUGUUGCUCCUGUUAUUACAGCAUGUGAAAUUGAUGAAAUUUGUAAAAAGUAUGAAAGUUUUGUUAGAGUGGGACUUAGCGAUCCUAUGUAUGAUGGUAAGAAACUUGUAAAAAAAGGUUGGGUAACUUUAAAAGAGGAUCCCCAAGUUAAAAAUAUUUGUUGGCAAUUAAAUACAGUUCGUGUGGGUGAUAGUGAAUUAAGCGCUAUUCUUAAUAAAGACGUUGCUAGGAUAAGAACAGUUAAUGGAAUGAUUGCUCAUAAUAAAAUUGCUAGAAAUGAUUUGAAACAGGCUGCCAAGUUGGUUACUCUUUAUGAUAGAAAAAUGGGUUUGUAUUUUGAUGAAAGCCAAACUGAUGAAGAAAUUUUUACAAACCUUGAGUUUGCUAUUGUCAAUAGCAAGAAUCCUCUUUUAAAAGAUAUUACAGAUCUUUUGAUUGAAGAAGGAAAUUUGAUUGAUGAGGUAGAAGAAAGUGAGAAUGGUAACAAUCGCUCUACUUUAACGCGUGAUGAACAACUACUUCAACGACUGGAUAAAUUAAUUAUUUAUCUUCGUAUUGUCCAUUCUAUUGACUACUACUUUGCUACACUCUUUCCAAUUGAAGAUGCUAUGCCAAGUAAAUGUGGUGUUCUUCAUAUACGAGCAGAACCAAUGCAACAAUUUAGAAAUGCUGAAACUGGGAGCUACAAUAUCGCUGAUAGUUUUAUUGAAAAUCACAUAAAAGAUUUUAAUGCUAAGUUAUCUAAUAAUGUCCUUCAUUCAGGUAUUGUCACUGAAGAAGAAAUGAUAAAAUUAGGUAAAAAAGAUCCUGAUACUGAGGAGGAAAAUUUUAUUAAUGCCAACUGUAUUGAACUUCAACCAGGCAAAUGGUUAUGUGAGCUUUCCGGAAAAAAAUUUAAAAAUGCAGAUUUUGUGAAAAAACAUUUGCGUACAAAACAUCAAGCAAAAAUUGAAGAAGCUCGUGCCUAUGCCGACUUUUAUAAUAAUUACAUUUCUGAUCCUCGUAGAUUACAAGAUCCUGAACAAACAGGAAUCCAAAGCGAUAAUGACCAAAGAAACUUCCAAAAUAAUCCAAGAUUCAAUCGUCAAAAUAAUUGGAAUGACGGAGGAAGGAGAAGUUACGGAGGUAAUCGCAACUUUUAUAAUAAUGGUGGAAACUUCAAUGAAAGACAACCACGUUUUUCGGAUGUAGGAGAACAUAUGCGUAGAGAUCCACGACAACCUGUAAUUUACAGGGACUUGGAUGCUCCAGAAGACAAUUUUUAG